This is a messenger RNA of Racocetra persica, 729 nucleotides long. Lineage: Eukaryota; Fungi; Glomeromycota; Glomeromycetes; Diversisporales; Gigasporaceae. The record is from the annotation of a GenBank genome assembly.
UAUGAUUCGAAUCCUCUUGACCCUAAUAGAGAUCUAAUUUGGGUUAAGAAUUGGGUACGAACUGAUGAACCUGUGAGCUUGACACAACAACAGUUCGAACAAUUAAGUGAUGCUCAAACCCAGGAUUUUAGUAACCAGUAUGAUGAGCUCUUAAGAAGUCUUGUGCAAAACCCUGAGGCAACUCCGAAUAUUACUUCCACAAUAUGGAAAAGUAUUAUUAGUAAUGGUAAUACUAGUUCUGUAUUACAAUUUCCUGAUGCUAUCCAUUUUUCAUUUGGCGGUCUAGGCGUCAAGAUGCAUAUAUCGGAAAUUGGAUUCCAAGUUGACCCGGAUUUUUCCAAUUUCGUUACUGAAAUUUCUCAUAUAAUCCAAACACUAUAUGAAUUUGCAAGAAAAGGAAAAUUUCCAUUAACACGUUUAAUGACUAUUAGAAUCAUAAAAUCCACUGAAGCAACAUUAUCUAAUAUUUUCAAUCAUGAUCCAAAAACUUUAUAUUGUGGUGUAGAUUUUUUGACAGUUAUUGGUACUCCUGGAUGGGAUGAAUUUAUACAAUUAAUAGCGCAGAGAUUGUUUGAUAAGUACAAAGCAAAACCUCAUUGGGGAAAAGAAUGGGAAAAUAUUCCAAAUGUGAAAUCUUAUCUUUCUGAUGUUUUAUCAGAUCAAAUUAAACAAUUCGAGAAAGUACGCGCAAACGAUAAUAGCAAACUUUCAAAUAUUUUUCUGUCUUAA